AUGAACAGAGCCAACAAGCCAUCCACCCUUCCCGCCACGCCCGGCCCCGAGCCCCAAGCCCAAGUCACUGUCUCAAGUGACAACUCCAGAGUCGCCGCACAGCUCCCCACCGGCGAGAGCAUCGACGUCCUGCUCCACGGCGCCACCGUCCUGAGCUGGAAGGACGCAGCCGGCGAUGAGAAGCUAUGGCUGAGCGACGCCGCCAAGCUCGACGGCUCUGGCCCUGCGCGCGGCGGCAUCCCGCUCGUCUUCCCGGUUUUCGGCACCUCUGACCACCCCCCCGUCGCCAAGCUGCCCCAGCACGGCUUCGCACGAAACUCGCGCUGGGAGUUCCUGGGCAAGUCGACCUCCGAGGGCGCAACCUCGGGCGUCAAGCUCGACUUUGGCCUGUCCUCCGACAACGUCGACGAGACCAUCCAGGCCCUCUGGCCGUACAAGUACACCCUGCUCUACAGCGUCACCCUCGAGCCCAAGAACCUCGUCACCACCCUCGUCAUCUCCAACGACGGCGAGACUUCCUUUGAGUUCCAGACGCUGCUGCACACAUACUUCAAGGUCAACAACAUCGAGGACGUCCAGGUCACCGGCCUGGAGGACGCCUCCUACAUCGACAAGGUCGACGGCCUCAAGACCAAGGCCCAGUCCGGCGCCGUCACCUUCUCCGGCGAGACGGACCGCAUCUACACCCCCGCCAUCCCCCCCAGCGAGCCCCUCGUCAUCACCGAGGCCGGCAAGCCCAAGUUCAGCAUCGUCCGCCAGAACCUCGAGAACGCCGUCGUCUUCAACCCCUGGGUAGAAAAGGCCAAGGCCACCGCCGACCUCGAGCCCAAGGACGCCUGGAAGAACCUCGUCUGCGUGGAGCCCGGCACCGUCGGCGGCUGGCACCAGCUCGACAAGGGCGACACGUUCGAGGUCGCCCAGACCAUCUCCCUCCCCUAG
This is a messenger RNA of Clonostachys rhizophaga, 939 nucleotides long. NCBI's taxonomy places the organism in Eukaryota, Fungi, Ascomycota, Sordariomycetes, Hypocreales, Bionectriaceae. The record is from the annotation of a GenBank genome assembly.